Molecule: messenger RNA, 828 nt
Organism: Selaginella moellendorffii
Lineage: Eukaryota; Viridiplantae; Streptophyta; Lycopodiopsida; Selaginellales; Selaginellaceae
Product: F-box protein At5g67140
Exons: 5
Coding region: 26-781 (251 amino acids)
Biological process (GO): SCF-dependent proteasomal ubiquitin-dependent protein catabolic process
Cellular component (GO): SCF ubiquitin ligase complex
Molecular function (GO): protein binding
Source: RefSeq, a predicted model, not a curated record
CCAACCUCUUUUUCUCUGCGGCGCCAUGGAGGAAUUGGAGAGAAAUUCCGCGGCGGCAGCGCUCCUGCGCCUUCGGUCGCAGCAAUUCGAUGACAAGGAAGCGAAGCCCAAUCUGGAGCUGGGCUCAUCGAUUGGAGUGGAGAUUGCGCGCGAUGAGAUUCUUCCAGUGGAUCUCCUGGCGCAUUGCUUGUUACAGUUAUCUUCCUUCCGGGACAUGGCCAUGGUGAAUCUCGUGUGCAAGAAAUGGAGGAGCGCCAUGCGGCAAUCGCUGGCAUAUCGCAAGCGAUUGAGCUUCGCGGGAUGCCGUGUCGACGAUGUCUCGGUCGCCAAUCUUGUGAAUCAAGCGCUCAAUCUCUUGGAUCUCGACAUGUCCGCUGGAACUUGGGGCUGCCAGAUCACAGACAUUGCGCUCGUUGCCAUCGCGGAUUCUAGCUGCUGCCCCAAUCUCCGCUCGAUUUCCUUGUGGGGUGUCACGGCAAUCACUGAUCAAGGCGUCGCGGCGCUGGUCUUUCGAGCCAAAUCGCUCGAGAAUCUCAAUGUGGGUGGCACUUUCAUCACCGACGCGUCCCUCCUCGCCAUCGCCACGCAUUGCCGCUCUCUCAAGGCGCUCAAUGUGUGGGGAUGCAAAUUCGUGACAGAGAAAGGGCUCCUCCACCUCGCGCGAGGAUGCCCAAGCCUCCAAUCGCUCAACGUCUUUGGCAUCAAGGUCACCAAUCUCUUCUUCCACUCCCUGGCAGCACUGAAUUCGCAGCUCCAGAUCAAACCAGCCCCAUCGUUAUAAAGCCAUUCUAUUCUUUGCUCGAUCGAUCCUCUCGAUCGAUUGAGCUA